AUGGUGGCAGAUGCUACUAUUGAUCUUGCAGGGACGGCGCUGGAUCAUGCUCAAAGAUCCCUCCAGGAAGGGGCAAGGCUUUCCAGCGCCGUGGGCAACUUCAUCGCAGACAAAGCUGCGGCGCUCGGUGGAGAGAUUGUGAAGCUUGGGCCCUUGGCUGCAGGUUUGGCUUCAGCUGCAUGGAACGAGAUCAAGAAGUUCGUCAACUGCCUUGGUGACAUGCUAUCGCUGUGCACAGUCUUGAUUGGUGACCAGUGUGACUGUGAGGGCGGUAGCUAUGUCGACGUCUCGCUGGAUAAGUUUUCUGUGAGGUGCAUUUUCAAGGCAGCCGCCGACUUUUCUAAAGGCUUCGGAGUGCGAGCGGUUCCCAAGAAAGAUCUGGGUCAGCCGGGCGAGAUGAUGGAGGGGCUGUUCGAGGAGGAUGGCAAGAGCUCUGGACGUAUGACGAUCUUGCCUGGAGAAGAGUACGUGCAAGCCUUCAAGUCGGCCAAUGAGGUCUUGAAAGAGCCCCAGGAUAUAAAGAACUAUGCAUUGGGAAACAAGACGACGUCAGAAAAGUCAGGAUCCUGUGAGGCAUCCUUGGAUGUUGCUCUCGAUGGUCUUGUCCAGUUUUCACCAGAUGUGACCAUGACGGUCUACAAGAGCGGAACGACCGAGUUCUCAAUCAGCGGGACGGUGCGCGCGUCCAUUCACGCUCUUGUCAAGGCGCAAGGUAGCUGCUCCUUCCAUGCCCAGAGAGGAUUUCCUGAUCCUCCCAAGAAGAAGAUCAUCUGUGCGCCUCCGUUCUGCCUCGUGAUCCUGCUUCAGAUGAUGGCAGAACUGCACUUGGAGGGCACACUCACGGGAACCAUCGAAGCGAGCAGCGAAGUCGACUUCGGGGUCGAGGGCCGCGUGAAGGUCACUCAGAGUGGUCAUGCAGAGGUGGAUAUGAAGAGCCCAUCGAUUGGGCAUAAGAACGGCUUCGCGAUCGGAGCUAGUGCUGGGGCCUCCCUGCUCUUGAGUAUCGGACCUGUGCUUACGCUGUGGCCGCUGCCGGGUGUUCCUAUCACUUUCAGGCCGUUCGUGAAUGCCGAGGCCAAAGCCCAGGGCAACCUGACGCCAGAGCUUGUUCAAGAAGAGACAUAUGCACCACUGGAGAUGUGCGGAGCAGCCGCGCUUAACACCUUUGUCGACGUCGACAUCACUGGCUUCGCGCUGCCGGCUAUCUACUUAAACCUCUUCGACUCCGAAUUCAUCAUGAAUGCGAUCAAGAAAGGCGUCAUGGCUGGUGCCAGAGCUAUGAUCAAAAUCAUGUCAGGGCCACUCCAGUGCGUUCCGGGUGCCAGCUUUGUCACGGACAAGAUCAUGGAAGCGGCUGAAGCUGCAGCAACUGCCAUCGUCGGACUGAUCCCGGCCCUUGAUUUGGACUUGAAUCUGCCGUCGAUUCAGCUGCUCCCCCCCAUGAAGCUCUUCUGCCACGAGGUCUACAAGACUCCCGGGUUCGACUCCGCACCCUGCGCCGCAGAGCUUGGGUGCAAGCAUGCCGGAAGGAAACCUCCACCUGGGGACGAGAUCCCGCCACCCGAACAAGUGCACACUACGGAGCACAAGAUCUCAGCGGGCGCAUGCCCCCGUCUCGUGAUGGGAGACCGGUUCAUUCAACUGGGCGACUCGUGGCGAUUGGCCGACGUUGACGGGACGCACUUUGUGCUGGCACACAAAGACGGUCAGAUUCCCAUUGUGUGGCGGAGCGAUGGGGAGCCUUUCUGGCGCCCCUGGCCCACCACAGCCCCGAUUUCUCGCAUUGCCUGGGAGAGGCAGGAGGGGCCGGCGAGAGGGAUCUCGUUUGGCUUCCAGUUCAUCCAGAUCGGCAACUUCCGUAUUGGUGCAAAUGAUGAUGAUCACUUCGCAGUGUCUCACAAGCACAGGACUGCAGCCCAGUGUUGGCGUGGCCACGACGCCUCAGUGCACCACCGGACUAAUCAUUGGGAGCUCUUCGACCGCGGUGAGGGGUUUCAGGCGGGAGUCACCUUCGGGGACAAGUUCAUACAAGUGGGCAAAAUGCGAUUCGGCGAGGCUGACUCGAACCACUUCCUCUUCUCCUACACCCCCACGGGCAGGUCCAUGGAGAUCUUCCGAGGCAACGACGGGACCCGCUGGCCCGGAAGCCAGCACUGGGACAACCAUGCCAUGGUCCGCAAAGCGCCCGCCGACUGGACCUGCCCCGAUAUCGCCGAGCUGGCCUUCGGAGUGUGUAAGCCAGAGUUUGGACACUGGGGGGAUCGGUUUAUCCAACUCGGGAAGUGGCGCAUGGCGGCAAUAGACGGGAACCACUUCAGCAUCUCGCACGAGAACCGAAAGACCGUCCAAGUGUACCGUGGAGAUGGCCAUAUCUUGUCUGGCCCCCGGUCCGAUUUUGGUUCCUGGGACAGACCUAUAGGGUUUCCUUAUGGCAUUACCUUCGGCGCAAACUUCAUCCAGAUCGGCAGGUUCCGGGUCGCUGCGACGGACGAAAAUCAUAUGAGCAUCUCCCACCAGUCAGGGACGACUGCUCAGAUCUUCAGGGGGCACGAUGGCUCGUUGCAUCCUGGUCCCAGGCACGACUUUAAUGCAUGGACUUUGAGAGCCGGGCCAGCGUCAGGUGUGACGUUCGGGGAGCAGUUCAUACAGCUAGGCGAGUGGCGGUUCGGCGCGGAUGACACGGCCUUGUACGUGACCCACAAGGGCUACAACACGAGCCCUCAGAUAUUUCAUCGUGAUGGACAUGUCAUCCCGCGGAUCCAGCAUCCGAACUAUGCCGAUGGAGUUGCCGAUGUGACGCAGCGAUAUGCGCAAUGGCAUUGUGGCGGCAUCCAGGAAAUACUGGGAAGCUGCCCCGGAAUCACAGCAGGUCACGGCUUUCUACAGGUUGGCAGCUGGCGCGUCGCGCAGAUGGACUCGGAUCACUUCUCAUUCUCGCACCGCAACACCCUCACUCCCGCGAUCUACACGUCCGAUGGUCAUGUUCAUUCUGGGCCACGACACGACCAGAACAGCUGGGACCGCGAGACCCGCGAAACCAGCACCAUAAAGUUCGGAGACCGCUUCAUCCAGUUUGGCGAGUGGUGGCGUUUGGGUGAAUGGGAGGAAGAUGGGAAACAUCUCGUCGUCUCCCACCGUGACAACAAAGCUCCGAUGAUAUGGCGAGACGACGGCAUCGCGCAAGUCGGACCCCAUCAUGGCUUUAACCUUUUCGAACGAGCCGUUGGUGCACCUUCGGGCAUCGCCUUUGGACAUGGCUUUGUGCAGCUUGGCCACUGGCGAAUUGGAGAUGUGGACGGGCACCACUUCUCCAUCACUCAUGUGAAGGGCAAAACCGCGGAAAUCUUUUCAGCCAUUGAUGGAAAGCGAUACGUGGGUCCCCGUGAGGAUUACACCACGUUCGGUCGUAUGAUUACGGACUGCCGUGCAGUGUAG
Messenger RNA from Symbiodinium sp. CCMP2592, 3435 nucleotides. The record is from the annotation of a GenBank genome assembly. Lineage: Eukaryota; Dinophyceae; Suessiales; Symbiodiniaceae.